AUGGUUUCCACCUCAACACGACUUCCAAUUGCUGCUCAUGCAACCUAUUUCUUUGAAGCUGCCAUUCGCAAGGCAAUGCUAAUGACCGUCGUCUUAAAUGGAGGAAUGUUUCUUGGAUUUCUUGUAAUGAUGGAAUUAUUCUAUAACUCUCCUGAUCAUCACUUAUUUGGGUAUUCCUACAUGGUUUGGACAGGAUAUCCAAUGUAUCUUGCAUGUUUGAUUGUAAAUGGGAGGUUCUUUCAGUCUAUUUCCAAGGAGACAUUUCGCUUGCAACCUAGUCCUUCAAUCCAGAUAGAUUUGUUAGGCACAAACCAGGACAUGACUUUGGCAGUCUACACAACAUUGCUUUAUACAAUUUUUGCAAUUUUUGUCUUUUUAUUGAGACUUAUCCCUAUUGUUGGCAAAACUAUUUCUUUUGUAGCAAGCUGUAUUAUAAUGUCUUACUAUUGCUUCGAAUACAAAUGGACCUAUAUUGGUUGGAGUAAAGAUCAAUCCAUGCUAUUCAUUGAGAAGCAUUGGGCAUAUUUUCUAGGUUUUGGUAUGUUGUAUGAUACUUUCAAGAUUCGCUCCUAUAACUUGGCGCACUUAGGGCUUCCUGUUGCUGCGCUUACAUUUUUCCUCUCUACAUUGCAUGCUGGUGCCGUUUUUGCACUUGUAUAUCCCAGUGUAUCUUCUUCAGCUUCACCAAAACCUAGUAUGGCUGUAUAUGGAGAACCACUAGUGUCAGAUGGUCCUGUCUACUUUGAAUCGUGGACAUUGCCGCUUCAUAUCCCUCUAUUUUACCCUGUCAGACAAAUGAGCCAUCUUACUAUAUAUCUCAUUAAAACCGUGGGUGGGAAAAAAGCUGAUUCUAUCUUGACCCACAAGAAGGAUAUCAUGGGAAAGUUGGUGUAA
Molecule: messenger RNA, 894 nt
Organism: Phycomyces blakesleeanus NRRL 1555(-)
Lineage: Eukaryota; Fungi; Mucoromycota; Mucoromycetes; Mucorales; Phycomycetaceae
Exons: 5
Coding region: 1-894 (297 amino acids)
Biological process (GO): macroautophagy
Cellular component (GO): endoplasmic reticulum
Source: RefSeq, a predicted model, not a curated record